AUGGCAUCCAAUCUGCCAGCCCAGCCAAAUCUCCGGGUAACGAUUAUCGCGGCAGAUGGCCUGUACAAACGCGAUGUCUUCCGUUUCCCCGAUCCUUUCGCCGUGGCCACAGUCGGAGGCGAGCAGACCCAUACGACCUCUGUCAUCAAGAAGACCCUCAACCCCUACUGGAACGAACCCUUCGAUUUGAGAGUGAACGAGGACAGCAUUCUCGCGAUUCAGAUCUUCGACCAAAAGAAGUUCAAGAAGAAGGACCAGGGCUUCCUCGGCGUCAUCAAUGUGCGCAUUGGCGAUGUCAUCGAUCUUCAGAUGGGAGGCGAUGAAAUGCUCACUCGCGACCUCAAGAAAUCGAAUGAUAACCUGGUCGUUCAUGGUAAACUGAUCAUUAACCUAUCCACGAACUUGGCCGCUCCGCACCCAAACCAGCAAAACGGUGGCCUCCGUCCUCAACAGGCUCAAUCCUCAACAUCCAGCGGUCUUGUACCCCAGGUCGCCGCCCCAUCCACGCCUUUGUCGGGCGGGGCUAGCCAUGCCGAUGCGUCGCCCGCCGCCGCGUCAAGCUCAUCAUUGAACCCCCGCAAUUCCGCCGCUCCACCGCCUCCCAGCGGUGCUCCCCCGGGAGCGGGAGCCCCGUCUCGUGCUAACAUGAGCUCGUUCGAAGACAGUCAAGGCCGACUACCUGCGGGAUGGGAACGUCGGGAGGAUAAUUUGGGACGAACCUACUACGUCGACCACAAUACGCGCACCACAACCUGGUCUCGACCUUCAGCCAAUUACAACGAGCCCGCUCAGCGCAGUCAGCGUGAAGCCAACAUGCAGCUCGAACGUCGGGCCCACCAGAGCCGAAUGCUACCCGAAGAUCGCACCGGUGCUAGCUCACCUAACUUGCAGGAUGGCCAGCAGGCGGCUACACCACCUCCUGGUAUAACAGCCCCUGCUGCAGGUGGUACCGCCGGUGGUACUGCGCCCGGAUCCAAUGCCAAUGCCGUUUCCAUGAUGGCGACAGGAGCCACCACUGCAGGCACUGGUGAGCUUCCAGCAGGAUGGGAGCAGCGUCAUACUCCCGAAGGACGCGCUUACUUCGUGGACCACAACACCCGGACAACGACCUGGGUCGAUCCUCGGAGACAGCAGUACAUCCGCAUGUACGGCCAGAACCAACAGCAGGGUGGAAACAAUACCACUAUUCAGCAACAGCCCGUGUCGCAACUUGGACCGUUGCCAAGUGGAUGGGAAAUGCGUCUUACCAAUACUGCUCGUGUGUACUUCGUGGACCACAACACCAAGACAACUACUUGGGAUGAUCCUCGUUUGCCUUCAUCAUUGGAUCAGGGUGUACCGCAGUACAAGCGUGACUUCCGUCGCAAGUUGAUCUACUUCCGAUCCCAACCCGCUCUGCGGAUCAUGUCUGGCCAGUGCCAUGUCAAGGUCCGCCGUAAUAAUAUCUUUGAGGAUUCGUAUGCCGAGAUCAUGCGACAGAGUGCUUCUGAUCUGAAGAAGCGCUUGAUGAUUAAGUUCGACGGUGAAGACGGCCUGGACUACGGUGGUCUUUCUCGUGAAUUCUUCUUCCUCCUCUCUCACGAAAUGUUCAACCCCUUCUACUGUCUCUUCGAAUACUCCGCCCACGAUAAUUAUACCCUGCAGAUUAAUCCCCACUCUGGGGUCAACCCUGAGCAUCUCAACUACUUCAAGUUCAUUGGCCGCGUGGUCGGCCUCGCUAUCUUCCACCGUCGCUUCCUGGAUUCGUUCUUCAUUGGAGCCUUUUACAAGAUGAUGUUGAGGAAGAAGGUCUCUCUCCAAGAUAUGGAGGGUGUCGAUGAAGACCUGCAUCGAAACCUAGCGUGGACUUUGGAUAAUGACAUUGAAGGAAUUGUGGAGCUUACUUUCUCCGUUGAUGAUGAGAAGUUUGGUGAGCGUAGCACAGUUGAUUUGAUACCCGGUGGCCGGGACAUCCCUGUCACCAACGAGAACAAGCCACAGUACAUUGAAUUGGUUACGGAAUGGAAGAUUGUCAAGCGGGUCGAGGAGCAGUUCAACGCAUUCAUGUCCGGCUUCAACGAGCUGAUCCCCGCGGAUCUGGUGAAUGUCUUCGACGAGCGGGAACUCGAGCUGCUCAUCGGUGGUAUCGCCGACAUCGACGUCGAUGACUGGAAGAAGCACACCGACUACCGCGGCUACCAGGAGCAAGACGAAGUCGUCCAGAACUUCUGGAAGAUCGUCCGCACUUGGGACGCCGAACAGAAGUCCCGUCUCCUCCAGUUCACCACCGGUACCUCCCGUAUCCCCGUCAACGGAUUCAAGGACCUUCAAGGAUCCGACGGACCCCGACGCUUCACGAUCGAAAAAUCCGGCGACCCCAACGCCCUUCCCAAGUCCCACACUUGCUUCAACCGCCUCGACCUGCCCCCUUACAAGACCCACGACGCCCUGGAGCACAAGAUGACCAUCGCAGUGGAGGAAACGCUUGGAUUCGGGCAGGAAUAG
This is a messenger RNA of Penicillium atrosanguineum, 2484 nucleotides long. Its product is annotated as NEDD4 family E3 ubiquitin-protein ligase. Bases 1 to 2484 code for a protein of 827 amino acids. Gene Ontology annotation, biological process: ubiquitin-dependent protein catabolic process. The transcript has 9 exons. NCBI's taxonomy places the organism in Eukaryota, Fungi, Ascomycota, Eurotiomycetes, Eurotiales, Aspergillaceae. The record is from RefSeq and is a predicted model, not a curated record. Gene Ontology annotation, molecular function: ubiquitin protein ligase activity; protein binding.